AUGGCGGAUGUUUCGUGUGUUUUAAUCAAGAGAUGUAACUCCGACUGGAGCUGUUGCGGUAUCGUUUUAGACAGUGAUAACGGCAUUUUGUUAACAGUUGCGUCUCUAUUUAAUGAUAUUUUGCAUCAAAAUGAAAGGCAGCGGACAAUUUCCGAGGAUUCCCCCGUCCUUGCUGGUUCGAUGUCGCCGAAUUAUGACGAAAUCGCCGUCGAAGUUAUUUUUCGAAGUCACACAGACGAAGAACUUAGAACACUCAAAGGCUACGUGAUCUUGUUUUGGAGAGAUUACGGACUACAUAGAAUUGCUGAACGCAUUUUUCCGACAUCAGAAUGGAAAUUCGAAUCAUUUGGUCAUGAUCUGAAAUAUCUUCAAGGAGCAUCCGAUGAAGAACCAGGCAGCGAUACUUCCCUGCAUCAAACCACCUUAUCGGAUUUUGCUCUGAUCAAAAUAAGAGAUCCUGAGAAUUCCUUCUCAUCUUGUAGUUCGGUUAAUCUGACAACACUGCGUGGCUUUGAACACCCCAAAAUAGGCGAUUCUUUGUCUGUUGUUGGCACACCUUUCGGGUGUGAAUGCCCCUCAGUUUUCUUCAACAGCGUUUCCAAAGGGAUCGUGUCUAACGUCCUUGGUCGUCACAGUGAAAUGAUCAUCACUGAUGCCCGUUGUGUUCCAGGCUGUGAAGGAUGUGCAUUGUACACUUUCAACCACAAGCAUGGAUUAUUGAAGAAUGGAGAUCUUUAUGGAAUUGUUCUUGCACCAUUUUGUUGGCGGAAUGGCGAGUGGGUAGGAAUAACAUUAGCAAGUUCACUGUGGUAUGUUCUACAUAAUUUGUCUCAACUUUUUAGGAGAAACAUAUCUUUGAUUCCGCACAAGUUAACAGGAAUUCUAGCCAAUGUGUUAGACAUCCAGGCCAAAACACAGACUCAGCUGGAGGUCAUUGCAGAAGACAACAUGUGUAUGUACAAAGGUGAAAGCUCAACUGUUAUACAUGCAGAUCAAGACAGUCUUAGCCAUCAGGACAUUGUAAAGACAGCUAUUUCAAGUGUUGUAAUGGUUCAAUGUGGUAACAGAUGGGGCUCGGGCAUUAUCAUAGACAAAGAGGAUGGUCUCAUCGUAACCUGUAGUCAUGUGGUUAGAAAUUGUCAGAACCCCCUUAUUGUGUUGGGAAGCAGUAACACUGUACAGUAUUUCAAGGGCAAGGACAAAGACGAGCUAUCUGGGAACCAUGAAAGUAGUAUUCAUCAGAAAGUACAGGUCCUCUUUGCCACUCAAGAAGAUAGCCCUUUAGAUUUUGCGUUGUUGAAAAUGCGACUAAAUCAUCAGUUAAGAUCUCUUAAAUCAAGGCUAGGGAGUAAUGUUGUGCAGAGAAAGCUAGCUGAAUUCUACACCAAACCUGUUUAUUGGAAAGGCGAGGAUGUCCUUGUUAUUGGUUUUCCACUGUUUGCGAGCCACCUGAAUACAGGAGCAUCAGUUGUUUCAGGGGUAAUAUCAAACAUUGUGCGUGUUCAGAACCAGACAGUGUUACUUCAGUCAACUGCAGCAGCUCAUUGUGGUGCAAGUGGAGGGGCACUGGUGUCCGCUGAGACUGGGGAACUGUUAGGAAUGGUAACAAGUCACGUUAAAGAUGCAAACAUGUCAUGCGCCUUCCCUCAUGUGAACUUUAGCAUCCCAGCUGACUUACUACAUAAACUUGUUUCAUCAGUAAAGAGGGGAGUGGUUGAAAAUACUUUGCAAACUCUAGUCUCAGUUGACAUGAAAAAUAUUUGGCAAUUAGAAAAAAAUUUUGGGGACAAGCCUCGCAUUACUAGCAAACUAUGAGAAGCUAUUUAACCUUUCUUUCAUGGAAGUGCCCCAAAAAGGAAAUUCUCUUUACAAAAUUUCUACAUUCUCAAGAAAAAAGCUUAUGAGGAUAGGGUAAAAUGAUCGACAUAGGGAAGUUAGAUGAUUUCUCAUUAAAUUCUCAAAGCUUGAAUAGUAGCAAGUGUAUGACAGACAGUGAAGAGAAUUGAUGCCUUGAUCAAGGAUUGAAAGGGUUCAUCUUUUAAGCUUUUGGUUUCUGUAUCAUGAAGACAAAGGGUAUCAGAAGUAAAGGUAAUGAUUGUA
Messenger RNA from Stylophora pistillata, 2100 nucleotides. RefSeq names its product peroxisomal leader peptide-processing protease. NCBI's taxonomy places the organism in Eukaryota, Metazoa, Cnidaria, Anthozoa, Scleractinia, Pocilloporidae. Gene Ontology annotation, molecular function: serine-type endopeptidase activity. Gene Ontology annotation, biological process: regulation of fatty acid beta-oxidation; protein processing. Gene Ontology annotation, cellular component: peroxisome. The record is from RefSeq and is a predicted model, not a curated record.